Mangifera indica (mango) is the source of this 2273-nucleotide messenger RNA. RefSeq names its product sulfite exporter TauE/SafE family protein 3-like. Gene Ontology annotation, biological process: protein ubiquitination. The transcript has 12 exons. Gene Ontology annotation, cellular component: Cul4A-RING E3 ubiquitin ligase complex; membrane. NCBI's taxonomy places the organism in Eukaryota, Viridiplantae, Streptophyta, Magnoliopsida, Sapindales, Anacardiaceae. The record is from RefSeq and is a predicted model, not a curated record. Bases 503 to 1936 code for a protein of 477 amino acids.
UUAAAAUCAAUCGAUCGUUUUCCAGACACCACUUUCAGUCUUCUUCUUUCUCAUUCUUUAUAAAUUUAUUUAUCAACUUGGGCCAGUGCAUGCUAUUGAUUCUGAUUCAUUUUCAGAGAAAAAAGGAUAAAGGAGAAAAACUCUCGCUUUGCUGUUUCCAUUCCCCACCGACCCUUUUCCAGCUUUCCUGUCUCAUUUUUUUAUCAGAGAUAAUAUUCACCAUCAAAAAGUUGAUAACUUAAAUUCGAAUUUCUCUCUUUCUUUUCCACUCAAGUUCAUCCACUUGGGUUUGCAAAAUCAAUCACACGUUCAAAGAUUCAAUAUUUCUUCUUGUUUUUGUUCUUUUCCUGGUAUUUUCGUUGAAUCUAUAAAAACAACCACGUGCCUUCAUUUUUGGUGCCAGGAUAAGAGUUUCUGUAGAAUUUAACAGGUGGGAUUUGUUUUUUGUAUGUACUUUGUCCAGUGAGGGGCUGUUGAGAAUUGGCGAAGAAAUUUCGAUCGAAUGGCGGAAUUUGGAGGGAAAUGGCGGGUUUUCAGACCCAUAUUAGUGGUUUUCUUCAACUUCUUGUUAGCUUUUGUGUUUGCUAAAGCUGAUAGAGGCUUAAAACUUGAAGAUUUAGGAUCCAAUGAACCAGGAAAAAAAGAAUCAAAUUUUCUUCUCAAAACUGUUAAUUUCUUAUGGCAAUCUGAUCAAUCUGGUUAUCACCAUGUUUGGCCGGAAAUAAAAUUUGGAUGGCAAAUUGUUCUGGGCACUAUUAUUGGAUUCUUCGGAGCUGCUUUUGGAAGUGUGGGUGGAGUCGGUGGUGGUGGAAUUUUUGUUCCCAUGCUUACCCUGAUUAUUGGGUUUGAUGCAAAAUCAGCCACAGCUAUUUCAAAAUGCAUGAUUAUGGGUGCGGCAGGCUCAACCGUUUACUAUAACCUUAAGCUAAGGCAUCCUACAAUUGAUAUGCCCAUCAUUGACUAUGAUCUUGCUUUGCUGAUUCAACCAAUGCUCAUGCUGGGAAUCAGUAUAGGUGUUGCAUUCAAUGUUAUAUUCGCUGACUGGAUGGUCACGGUUCUACUCAUUGUUCUCUUUUUAGGUACAUCAACCAAGGCAUUCUUCAAGGGUGUCGAGACAUGGAAAAAAGAAACCAUUAUGAAAGAGGAGGCUGCGAAGCUUUUGGAAUCUAAUGGUGCUGGUUCUGCCGAGAUGCAGUAUAAGCCUCUCCCCAGUGGUCCAAGCAGUGAAACUCAAAAGGAUUCUCUGGACCGAGAAGUGACUAUUUUGGAGAAUGUCUAUUGGAAGGAACUUGGACUUCUUGUAUUUGUUUGGGUUGCAUUCCUUGGACUACAAAUCACCAAGAAUUAUACAUCUACAUGUUCCGUAGCAUAUUGGGUAUUGAAUUUAAUGCAGAUCCCAGUUUCUUUUGGGGUAUCUCUGUAUGAGGCUGUUAGCUUGUACAAAGGAAAUAGAGUAAUAGCUUCAAAGGGAGAUGAUGGAAAAUGUUUACAAGUGCACCAGCUUGCUACCUAUUGUGCCUUCGGAGUAUUGGCUGGCAUUGUUGGUGGGCUGCUUGGACUAGGAGGAGGAUUUAUCAUGGGUCCACUGUUUUUGGAGCUGGGAGUUCCUCCUCAGGUCUCAAGUGCCACUGCUACCUUUGCUAUGACCUUCUCCUCAUCCAUGUCAGUUGUAGAAUAUUACCUUCUGAAACGUUUUCCUGUUCCUUACGCUCUCUACUUUGUUGCUGUGGCUACUGUUGCUGCAUUUAUUGGGCAGCAUGUCGUGAGAAAACUGAUUAUUUUAUUAGGAAGGGCGUCGCUUAUCAUCUUCAUUUUAGCCUUUACAAUAUUUGUUAGUGCAAUAUCUCUAGGUGGAAUUGGUAUAUCAAACAUGAUCAAGAUGAUUGAAGCACAUGACUACAUGGGAUUCGAGAACCUCUGCAAGUAUGAUGCUUAGAUUGUAGUUUGUUUGUGUGUGUGUUUUUUAUUUUUUCUGGGUUAAUUCAUUUAUCUGAAAUUCUUAGGUGCUGUAAUCAUUCUCCUAAGGCUGAAUUUUUAUCUCUGUUGGUGUGACAAUAGGAUGAUUACUACUUAAAAAAACUUUAUUAUUGGCAAGUUCAAAAUAUGCUGGUUGUGAGUUAGUGUUCUCAGUAUACAAUGCCAGUAAUGGUCACAAAUUUUAUUUUAUUUUAUUUUAUUUUUUGGGUUUUUGAUUCUAGGCACCCUUAUAGAUUGAAGGUUUUGAUAUGGUUGAAUUGUAAUAAAGGAUUGAGCUAUUGCUGUCUUCAUUGUAA